AUGCCGUGCAAGCUGGCGCCGGGACUGCCGGAGGUCUUCCUGGAUUUUGCAGGCGCCAAACACAUGUAUCGUACGUUCGGCGUCGUCAACGCGUACGCUAUCAUACCAGGGCAGGUUGACAAGGGCAGCAAUGACACCAAGCGGCUCUAUAAGAAGUAUAUGUUGCGGACCCCCGUCGGUGAUGGACCGAAGCCGUGUGGCAGCUUUCUGAGCUAUCUCCGUACCUACAAACUGUCGGAGGACCACCAGAAUGUCAUCGAGCGCAGAGGGCGCGGGGGCGACUCCCGCGCGGCGGCGGGCGUCCGCUUUGCAUUCGAGACGCAGGACAAUUUCAUCGACCAGUUCUGCACUAUGAUGUUCCCGCACGGAGACUCCGGUACUUUUGCGCCGCCACAAGGGGAUCCCCAGUUGAUCCCUUUCACGCAGCACUAUCUGAAGGCAAUGAAAUACCUUCAGCACCUCGCGCGCAUGACGGGCACGCGCCCUUCUUGCGAAGAGUAUAUUCGCCAGCGGGUGAAAGAGAUGAUGCCGCAGGAGGAGGAAGAGGCAGAAGAACACUAUCGCCUCCGCGUUCUGGCGAAGAUGAAGAGCACCCGCUGGGUUGGCUUCGCCAGGAACGCCACGUCUAUCGUCGAGCUGUUCGAUGCGCCCGUGGAGGCUAUCGCGGACCGUCUCCAUGAGUACAGCUGGGAGCCCUACGACAAUUGGCCUUGGCUCCCUCCCGCGCGGUCAGACGACUCCGAGGACGUGCCUGCGCGCCCUGGAGAUCAGCUGUUCCAUCCUCUGAGAUGUGCUGAUGAUGCCGAGGGCGCCUAUGGUAAGCCCUUCCACGGCGUUGACGCGGCGCUCGAUUAUUUCGAGGACGUGGUGGCGGCGGACCUGCGCAUCCGCGUCUUCUGGGCGUGCAAGGCUGAUCCGACUAUUGACGCGCAGUUCGCAUACUACAACGAGUACAAGAAGCAGUGGAACAAAUGUGACGCGCAUGCGCGCCCUCGCAUCACGUGGUCUGCCGACCAGGAGGAGGUGCUGAAGACCAAGGUGCAGCACGAGAACAUCAACGUGGAGACCAUACACUCUGCGUGGCACAUCUAUCGCAGAGCCGAUACCGUCGUUGACUAUGCGCCUCCGUCGCGCCUCCGCACCUAUGACCACUUCAUCAUCGAUGAGGCGUCGCAGAUCGAGGACGACGUGGCUGUGCGCUUGCACAACGGCUUCAGGGAGCUGCCGCAGCGGCCCACGAUCUUCUUUGCGGCGGACUUCCAGCAGCUGAAUCCGCUCGGAAGUUCGGCGGCUAUGCGGACGUGGAUCACGGGGGUCAUCCGGUCCUUCUUCGCCGGGCGCACGUGGGACUCCAUCACCCUUGAGCAGGCCGUGCAGAGGGGCAUGGCCAUCGGCGCUUAUCUGGAGGAGCCCUUCCACUGGCUCACGGUGACGAACAAGGGGGCCGAGGCGGUGAAUUCGGCGUGUCUAUCGGCGUGUGGCUACGACAAGCCUGAGAACCAGUCGCCGCUCUGCGGGGACCCCAAGGUAGCUGGCAAGGAGCGGCAAUUCAUUGCUCCUGGUGUGGUUGUUCGGCUCACGCGGAACCUCGACAAGGAGCGGGGCUUCGUCAACGGCGCCAAUGGCACUAUCGAUGUUGUGCUGGAGAACAAGUCUAUCUUUACGGUGACGCUCACGGGCACCAAGCACCGUCUCCUCGUGCACCCGAUCACCGACGGAGGCGAUUACUUCUUGCCGUGCACCUAUGGCUAUGCUACCACCAUCCGCAGGGCCCAAGGAUCUUCUCUUGGGCUUGGUGCGCUCUAUUUUGAUCACUGUUAUCCGCAGGAGCGGGGCUAUGGCUACGUGGGUGCCAGCCGCUUCCGGCUCGCCGAGCGCAUCUACCACUUUGGCUCUAUUCGGCGCACAGAUUGGCUACCGGUGAGCAUGAGACAGGACGACCCAGACGAGCAGACUAUGAGAUCGGCCCAGAGUGACUCCGACGACGAGUACGGGCCCGGACCACGGGACGAAGAGACGGAGUCCGAGGCGAACACGGACCAUGACGAUCCUGACGAGGAGGACGAGGACUCGCGCUACUCCAUCCUCGAGACCAUGUCCGCCUUUGCAGGCGGCGCGUCUGAGCUGGCCGCAUACGCGGAGCUUGGCUUAUAUGAACAGUGUUGA
Molecule: messenger RNA, 2166 nt
Organism: Prorocentrum cordatum
Lineage: Eukaryota; Dinophyceae; Prorocentrales; Prorocentraceae
Source: the annotation of a GenBank genome assembly